Rana temporaria (common frog) is the source of this 2067-nucleotide messenger RNA. Its product is annotated as LIM homeobox transcription factor 1-alpha-like. The coding region runs from base 215 to 1450 and encodes 411 amino acids. The record is from RefSeq and is a predicted model, not a curated record. Gene Ontology annotation, biological process: regulation of transcription by RNA polymerase II; neuron differentiation. Gene Ontology annotation, molecular function: DNA-binding transcription factor activity, RNA polymerase II-specific; RNA polymerase II transcription regulatory region sequence-specific DNA binding. Gene Ontology annotation, cellular component: nucleus. NCBI's taxonomy places the organism in Eukaryota, Metazoa, Chordata, Amphibia, Anura, Ranidae. The transcript is spliced from 10 exons.
CCCUCCCUCUCCUUUUCUCUUCUCUUUUCAGAACCCUCAGAUGAUGGAUGCUGCAAGUUGUCAUGAUGAACUGGGAAAGAAUCUUCCUGCUUUUGAGAAGAAAUUAAACAUCUUGCAUAGAGAUAAAAACAGAAAUAGUGGAAUACAAUAGAGUGUCUGGAGGAGCAGAAAAAUACAGAUCAGGUAUUAAAUUUAAAUAAUAAAAACACUUAGAAUGAAGACAGAAAACACUCCAUCCUCAUGCCGAGAACAUACAUCAUUCCUUGGAAUUGAUCAAAAAGUGAAUGAGAUGUGUGCCGGCUGCAGCAACCCCAUUUCCGACCGCUUCCUUCUGAGAGUAAAUGACAGAUUAUGGCACGAAUGCUGUGUAAAGUGUGCAGCGUGUUUACAGAUCCUUUCUGGAACCUGCUACUUCCGCAACCGGCAACUUUACUGCAAGGAAGACUAUGAAAAGCUGUUCACCACUAAAUGUAACAGCUGCCUGAAAGCAGUAAUGCCAUCGGAGCUCAUUAUGCGCGUCCUCGACAAUGUCUACCAUGUGGCCUGCUUCUACUGCUGUGAAUGUGAGAAGAAACUGGAGCGAGGAGAUGAGUUUGUCUUAAAAGAAGGACAACUGUUAUGUCGCAGCGACUAUGAGAGGGAGCGAGAGAUGCUCAGUGCAUUUAGCUUAACGCCGGCUGGAUCAGUUAAAAGUGAGGAUGAAGAUGGAUGUCACACCCAUGGUAAAGGAAGCGAUGAUGCAAAAGAUGUUAAACGCUCAAAAAGACCAAGGACAAUACUGACCACACAGCAGAGAAGGGCAUUCAAAGCAUCAUUUGAGGUGUCUUCCAAGCCAUGCAGAAAGGUGAGGGAGACACUGGCAGCAGAGACAGGGCUGACUGUUCGCGUUGUUCAGGUUUGGUUCCAGAACCAGAGAGCCAAGAUGAAGAAGAUAGCACGGAGGCAGCAACAACAAGACCACGACCAGCUGGCAACACAACGCCUGGGAUCCACCUGCAGGAACCGUAGGAACAGCAGACAAAGCAAUGAAGACAGUGAAGAUGGUGGCAGUGGUAUAGAAGGUGUUAUUUUGCCAUACUCCAGAAUGGUCCAACAGUCUCUUCUUCCAUUGGAUCAGAGUGUCUUCAAUACAGACCUGUACAGACAGGGCCUCACACCUCCACAAAUGCCCGGGGACCACCUUCAUCCAUAUGUGACAGGGACACAUUUCUGGAGACAGGUAUUUUCUGUACUUGUUGAAAAUGGUCUUAGCCUGAAAAAUGAAAACGAAUGCAGCCAGCCACCAGAUCCAAAGACUAACACAGAUAGUGUUUUCCACGACAUGGACAGUGAAGGUUUGAAUUAUCUUGGAGGAUCUUUGCUGACAUCUUCAGAAAGCACCAACAUACAAGCCCGCAUUGGACCCAUUGACCGCCUGUACUCCAUGCAGAGCUCCUAUUUUGCCUCCUGACAUGAUAAAUGACGUGAUUUGUGGAUGCUUCAGAUGGUGUACUGGAAAAAUAUUUUCACAUUUGAAACAUGAACUAUACUAUAAAUAGAUUUGUCUGUUUUAGGUUUAGUAAUAAUUUCUAUUUAGUCCAAGAACAUACUGUACCUAUAUUGCAUGGUGCAAAGAUAAAUUCACGGCAUAGAGCAAUGACGUCACCAUGUUGCACUUGCACCUGUGAUGUAGCCAUGGAUAAAGAAAAUUGGAAGCCUCUAUGCAUAUUCUUGUGGAUGCUGAAGCUUCUGUUGAUCUCCAAAAGUAGGAAUAAUGUGUGGAGCCCCCAGAAUCCUGAAUGCGGGGUAGUGGACAACUUUUCUUGAGCCUUUGCCCAGCCUGCAGGUAGAGAGGCUUUGGUGAUGUAUUUGAGAUUCAUUUUCCCUAAUCUUACCUUACUAUGCAUUCACAUUGAAUUGAACGGAGAAAUAAUAGAAACAUUCACAAACUGAUCUCAUAUUUAUCUUGAAGUUGAUUUAAACUCUUUUAAAAUCUCAGCUGUAGCAAUGUUAAAGUAAUUUAAAAACGUAAGCUUCAAAAUUUUUAAAUCUUCAUUAAAAUGAUUUACUUGAUGAUCCAGUCACAAA